Messenger RNA from Athalia rosae (coleseed sawfly), 1486 nucleotides. Its product is annotated as ciliogenesis and planar polarity effector 2-like. Gene Ontology annotation, molecular function: GTPase activity; GTP binding. The record is from RefSeq and is a predicted model, not a curated record. The transcript is spliced from 5 exons. The coding region runs from base 583 to 1317 and encodes 244 amino acids. Lineage: Eukaryota; Metazoa; Arthropoda; Insecta; Hymenoptera; Athaliidae.
AAUGCGGCUGAGGAAUCGUGUAACCGGGUAGAAAAAUGAUGACUUUGAAAUUUGUAGCAUAUUUGUCGUGUUUUUUCAACCUAGUCUGUUUCUUGAAAGUCAUGUUAAAAAAAGUAUUCCAUUUUUAGGAAAUUGAACUGGAAAUGGAUUUGGAGAGUAGCCGAUAGGCCAUUUCAUGUAUGGAAGCCUUCUUUUAUCCACAUCUGUGAAAAUUUUCAAGAAAAUUCACAGAAUUUUUCACAGAAUUUUCUCAUCGCAUCGCUGCACUAUUUUGGCAGUUUUUGAAACGAUAAUCCAAGUUUUCCCGCCACGCUUCAAAUGUAUACUAUUUAAUGGACGUAUGUAAGGUUGCGCGGAGUUUGAUGCUCCGUAAGGUGUUUGCAAGACAAAGAGAGGAGAAGAUAGGAGAGAAGGAUGGUAAAAUCAUGAGGAUCUUCGGUCAAGGGUACUACAAAAAUGCCUGGAAAAUUCUGAGAAUCCAAAUUUAGUCUACAUUUCUACGUACAAGUAUACAAAUAGCUCUAUCGAAACAUCGAUAGUUCUACUUUUGAAACGAAUGCAAAGGCGGGCAUCUGCGAUAAAAUGAAUAAUGCAAUAAAAAUGGAUUGGCUUAGCUCUGCCGAAGGAGAGUCAUUGCUUCAUCAUUUCUAUGUUCGUUCUACAAACAACAGAAGAUUUUAUGGAUUACUGGAGAGGCCUCCUGUAUCUUCUUCGAUCGAAGAGGUGUCUUAUAAAAUAUUUAUGGCAGGUAAAUCUGGAGUUGGAAAAACUUCAGUAGUAUCACGCCUAGCUGGAAUUACGAAAGGAUCGUCAUCAAAUUCAAAUGGAUCAGCAACUUACUUGGAAACCAAUGGGAUUAAAAGAACGACCAUUUUCUGGCCAGUUAAAAUAUGGGAUAAAGUAGUCUUGUUUAAACUACAAUUUUGGGACGCGUCUGAAAAUAGUAUCAAAAAGUAUAGCCAUAUCCUUCCCAUGUGUAAAGAUAAAGCCGACGCGAUCUGCUCCGUAUUUUCUUUCGAAGACGCAACAUCUUUUAGCGAAUUACCGCAAAUGAUGAAUUCAAUGGCAGCGAUACAAGCGAAGCCCGCGAGCAUCGUCGUGGGAACGAGAUAUAAAGUUUGGUCGACGCUGCCUGUUUCCGACGCUCAAGUAAAAGAGUUUGAAGAAAAAUGGAAAGUGAAAGUAAUCAGAAUCGAUACGAACAAAUCUGUUACACGACCAGAAAUAUUCGAUUGUUCUUAUCAGUUGAACUGGAUAUGUUCUGCACUUUGGGAUAGAGAUCAAGAAUUCAUAUCUAAGCAAGUUGUACAGGUGUAAGUUAGAACCAGAGAGUAUAAAAUGUGAAUAUAUUUCAGCUCACCAUUUCUGGUUAUAAUUUCCGUCCUAUGAGUAAUUUAUAUUCUUUAUAACAUAAUAUAGUCAAGUUCAAAUAAACUGUACGUGAUCGUCGUUAAUGAAGACCGUAAAAAUAAGGUCAUAGAACUAA